UCUUCCAGCUCUCCCCCCCCCCCUGCCAUCUACCCAGUUGGCUGGAACAGCAGCUUUUUCUAGUCCUGAUCUCUUUCAGCUGCUGUUUGUGAAAGAGUUACAACUGAAAGUCCCAUUGAUGUGGUAGGAUGAAUUAUCAACUCAAUGUAGAGCUGAGAGGAGAGUUGAAUCAAUGGGAUGGCAGGGAAUCUUAACACUUCAGGAUGGGGAAAUAUUUAGUUGUGCAAAUUCUGCUAAUGCAGAAGACUACUGCUGCUUGGCUGAUAAGUAGGACAGCCUGAUGAAACCAUGUAUCACCAGUCCCGAUAGUUCUGCAUUGGCUGGAACUGUCGUACUAAGCCCAAUUCAAGGUGUUCAGCUUAUAAAACUAGCCCUAAAUGGCUUUUGACCCAAGUACCUGAAAGUGACUCCACCAAUUAUCAGUCAUCUUGGGUUCUACAAUUAAUUGGCAGGGAAGGUUGUCAGUGCCUCCACCUCUGUCUGCUGCCCAGUUGGCAUUGACGGAUGACAAGGCUUUCUUGGCUGUGAUUCCCUCCUUGGUGAGGUGUGCCUGUUUUCCUCAUUGCUAGUUUUCAGGAAGAAUUUAAAAAAACAUUCCUGUUUGCCCAGACAUUUGAUGGCUGAUACUGCCCAUGACAACCAUGGAAGUCAUAACUGUGGGGGUAUGUGAUUGCUUCUAAAUGCUUUUAGCUGGUUUGUCCUCUAUUUGAAGGACAUUCUGAUUUGAAGGUACCCUCUCUUUGAAGGUCAAAAAUGAGUCGAAAUCUGGUUUAAAUAUUUAAAAGCUCUAUCUAAGUACAGUGGUACCUCGGGUUAAGAACUUAAUUCGUUCUGGAGGUCCGUUCUUAACCUGAAACUGUUCUUCACCUGAAGCACCACUUUAGCUAAUGGGGCUCCUGCUGCUGCUGUGCCGCUGGAGCACAAUUUCUGUUCUCAUCCUGAAGCAAAGUUCUUAACUUGAGGUACUAUUUCUGGGUUGGCAGAGUCUGUAACCUGAAGCGUCUGUAACCUGGAGCGUAUGUAACCCGAGGUACCACUAUAUAUGACUUUCCUCCUCUGUAGUUUUUAAGAUAGAGUCAGCCAGCUCACGGUCCACAGAACGCAUGGAAACAUAAGAACCAUCUGGCUGGAUCUACCACUGUAGAGCCUGGGGUCCCUUGAUGUUGCCUAUGGUCCAAAGCUAGCAUCCCGACAAGAGACUGAGCAGCCACACCUGGGCAGACUCACCUGGGCACAGCCUUCUCCAUUAGAGUGAAAUGUGUUGUAUUUCUAUUUAAAUUUUCAUGAUUAUUAAAUACAUAUAAAUUAGAAUAUGCAUUUUUUUUUGCAAAUCUAUUCCAUUUUUGUUGAUGCACUUCCUCUUUGGGCGCGACAUAAACGGCCAACCUAAUGUGCAUAUUCUAUCACAAUUUACUGUAUGUGUAUAUAAAGGGUAUGCAUAUAUACAUAUGUGCGUACACACAUAUAUACACACGCACUUCCAAGGCCUACUGAAUCCUUUUUUUUUAUCCCACUUUAACUGAAGUAAGAUUUUGCCGUUUUGAUUUUUGUUCUUUGUACCUUUGCAAACCGCUUACAGCCGAUUGUAGGGGCAUGCCAAAUGUUCAAAUAUACAGAUAUACUUGUGGAAGAUAUAUCUAUAUGCACACGUGCACGUGCACACUGGUCUCUUACGAAUCGGCUUGCUUGCCAGUGAUUCCUGGUUUAGGCGGGAACUUAACGAUGGAAUCCUCCUUUGCUAAAUACAGUAAUUUCCUUCAAACGCGUGAGGCGUUUCACCAGCUUCCGUUGGCUUUCAAAAAGUACCGUAUAUUAACCGUGCCCUGCCCUGCGGUCUCAGAAACUGCCGUUAAAAAUAAAUUUACCAUUUCUACGCACGCGCGCGUACGUUUAUAUAUAAAAAAGGUUACGCAUAUCCCUCCCUCUAUAUAUACAUUUUUUCCCCUCACAGAAAAGCACCUUGCUAGAAUAUCGACUGGGGGUGUGUGAGUAUAUUUUAUCGGUUGCCUCGAGGCGGCGGGAAGGAAGCGCCCGUGGACGAGGGCGAAAGAAAGGGAGCUUGGCGCUUGCUCGGCCCGGCAGGGACAGGAGCCAGGCUGAGGCGGCGAGGCGGGCACGAGGACCGCCCGCUCCCCUUCGCCGGGCGCUGCUGCUGCUUCUUUGUAGGCCCUGACCGGAGAGGCGGGCCCGGCCUCCUCAGGGCGCGGCGGCUCAUCCGCGCGAGGAGCGACGCCGGCGGGAGAGAGAAUGAGGCGGGAGGGCCGCUGCGGCGCUCGAGCCGGGCUGAGGUAGGAGGGCCGGGAAGGGAAGUCGUAGGGCCGCUUGCUGGCCUCCGGAGGCCUCAACCUCGGUGGAGGAAAGAAAGCGAGGCCUUCUCCUAACUCCCACCCCAUCGGGUCAGUUCUAGUAUGGGGUGGCAGACAAGAAAGGGGCUCUCGGGACUUGGAGCACAGAUUCAACAGGGGCAGUUCUCCCGAAUAUCGCACCCACCCAACUGCGUUUGUGGGAAAGCGAGCAGGCGGAGAUUCAACAGGGCAGCGUGGUUUCUCUCUCUCUCUUUCAACCCCCCCCCCCAAAUAUUUCACUCUGAACAUCGGAUGGGAACGGGAUGCUCAUCAUAUGCUGCAGCUUGUCCUAUCUCGCCCGCCCCUGUUGAGCCCCGAUUUUGUUGCCCUUUUAAACAUUUUAGGUCGUUUAACUUUUCAGAUGUCGGCUCUUAACCUUCCUCAGCUUAAAUCUCUCUGCUCCUUUGUCACCACAUUUUUAGGUUCCUGGUCUUCAACCUUUUCGGAUCCAGGACACCCCCCACCCCACCCCACCCCCUUUAACCCGAACGUGCAUUUGGCCACGGGGACCCAUUUGGUAAUCUUUUGCCAUAUGUUAGCAUGGUGGAAGUGCUCCUGCUUGCGACCCACCUUGGAUCAGGCCGUGAUCCACUCGUGGGUCCCGACCCACCUGUUGAAGACUAGGGAUUUAGGUGAAUGUGUCACCAGAGCUUUGUGUAGUGUGCAGCCUGCCCCCCACCAACUGCACAGGAUACUUUAACCUGUGAUGGCUUAUUAUCAGAAAAGUAUGGCUGCAUUUGUUUAUUUUAUUUUAUUUUAGUUUACUAUACUUUAUUACUAUCCAGCAAAACAAAUACAGCCUUGGCAUGUGGAUCAGCGAAGGGAGAGGCUUACUGCAGAGUGAAUGGACACAACAGAUGGACAGUAUAAUUUGCUGGGGCAACUCAGCCAGUAACUUUUGAUAUGAGAAGUUUGCCAUGCUAGGACUUAACCUUUAAAGCCCUCAACAGGGCUUGGCAUGCAAAUACCUAAAGGAGUGCCUCUUUCCAGAUUCCUUUCCUCAAACUUAAGGUGUUGUUAAGCGUCUCCUGAUGUCGUGGUGGUGCAUUUUUGAAAGAGUGGAAGGAGCAACUGGUGAUAGUAGUUUGGGGACAGAGAGGGAGAUACUGAAAUGAUUGCAAGCAGAAAAGAGGGGGUGCAAGUAGAAUGGAUGAGCCAGGCCCAGUGUUAGAAACAGAUAUAAAAACUAUUUGCCGUAUGGCCCCGUAAACCUAGGUUACAGGUGCACUAACAGAAUGUUUAGGCGCUUUUUAAAAAACAGGAUUACAACGCCGAAAAUGAAUUGUGUGUAUUGUCGGCUCCAGCUAAAAUCUGACUCACACCAUAGCAAGCAUGGGAGGGGUGGUACUGUUUUUGUUUGUUACUAUAUAUUUUUUGUGUUUUUAUGUUGUAAUUGUCCUGUGAUCCUCAGGUAAAGGACAGUAUAGAAAUUUAAUAAAUAGUAAUAGGUAUUGUUUGAUUUGUGUACAUGCAGGACAGAAUUUGAGUGUGAUGUGUUAUUUGAGUCAGUGUUGUAAUGUGUGAGACUGUGUACAUGCCAUACAUUUAAAGCACAUGUCGUCUCCCCCAAUAAUCCUGGAAGGUGUAGUUUGUUAAGGGUGCUGAGAAUUGUAGUUCUGUGAUGGGUAAACUGCAGUUCCUGGGGGAAGUCAUAUGCUUUAAAUGUGCCUUACAUGUAUCAUGUGUAUUCAGCCUGAGUCAGGGUGUGGUUUGGCAAGAAGGAGGCUGAAGAGAGAUAGUUUAAGUUCUUUUGAAAACUAUGCUACUAUAAUUUCACAUUGGGGGAUGUUAUUUUUUAAAAUUGCGUUGUUCCAUUUGUUUGUUAUAUAUGCAUAUUGUGUUUUGUAAACUGCUUAGAGACUGCCUUGGGGUUAAGUUGCAUUUAAAUACAGUGGUACCUUGGUUUACGAACUUAAUCUGUUCCAGAAGUCCAUUCUUAAACCAAAGUCAUUCUUAAACCGAGGCGCGCUUUCCCUAAUGAGGCUUCCCGCCACUGGUGCCCUUCCACCGUUCGGCUUCCCUUCUUAGACCGAGGAAAAGUUCGCUAACCGGAACACUACUUCUGGUUUUGCAGAGUUCGCAUACCGAAUAGUUCAUAAACAGGGCUGUUCUUAAACCAAGGUACCACUGUAUAUGUAAUAAAUAAGAUAUUUUGUUGAGGCUCUUCUUCAGGUGCCUUCCCUAGUGGGAGGUACAUCAUAGAGUUACAAAGAAAAUGACCUUUUCAGUGCUGGAGCCAGAAGUAUGAUUGGUGCCAAAAUGAGACUUACUUCUGAUUAAACAUAUUGUACAUUAUUACUACUCUUACUAUGCUAAGGGUGGAUUUCCCGUGCCUCUCCAUUCUCUCCUCCUCCCUUUUGCUUUGUUUGGUCAAUCUGGAAGAUGACACACUGAAAACUCCUGCAUGACAGCCCUUCAUACAAGUAAAACAAGAUUGUUUGUUGAUCACAAAUUAUUGUUCCAUGGAUGGUAUAUGUCUAUAGGUGUAUUUAUUACCAAAUAAAUGUAGAAUCAUUAUGAAUUAAGGGGGCCAGCUUUAUUUUAAGCCAUAUGCGCCUCUUAUUCCAAGGUUUAGUUUAAAUACAGUAUUUGCAGAUUAAAACCUACCUUUAUAGUUAGGAGUUUUUUAGUGUAUAACUAUUUACUUGAAUAAAUAGUUAUUUGAAGGGACAUGGGUGGCGCUGUCUAAACCACAGAGCCUUGGGCUUGCCGAUCGGCAGUUUGAAUCCGUGCAACAGGGUGAGCUCCUGUUGUUCGGUCCCUGCUCCUGCCAACCUAGCAGUUUGAAAGCAAGUAGAUAAAUAGGACCACUCCGGCGGGAAGGUAAAUGGCGUUUCCAUGUGCUGUUCUGGUUCGCCAGAAGCAGCUUAGUCAUGCUGGCCACAUGACCCAGAAGCUGUCUGCGGACAAAACGCCCGCUCCCUCGGCCAGUAAAGCGAGAUGAGCAUCGCAACCCCAGAGUCGUCCGCGACUGGACUUAACAGUCAGGGGUCUCUUUACCUUUACAUUUAUAUAUUUGAAAUUCCAAACAAUGCAGCAACAACAAAUAGUCAACAAUACCCAGUGUACUUCCACUUUAAGCUCAAAAUACCCAGUGUACUUUCCACUUUAAGCUCAAAAUAUGUGCACACAUAAGUUUAACCCAAGAUGUUCCACAACCUUUGUAAUGUUUCCAUUGGCCUGCCUAUCAGAAAAUGUUUCUGAGUGCUAGCAAAUAUUAGGCACUUGGUAUGAAAAUAGUAUAAUUAGAAAAAUAAUUCAUGUCCUCUCUUUCUUUCUUAAGAUUUGGUGCUUAAAAAUGCACUGAUUUCUUAUUAGCACGAUUCAAUAUUUGACCUAAAAGCGGCAUCAUGUCUAAAGAGAUGAAAGAACUCCAGAAAGGGUGGCACUCAGUCAUGGAAACCGUUCAUAGCAACCCACAUGUGAGUUAUGAAUUUUGUCAUUCUAUUAUGAUACUUUUUCUUGUCUUUGGGGGUUGUCUCAAUUACAAUUGCACUGCAGAUUUUUAAAAAGUGAUUUUGAGCCAGUUGGUAUAGUGGCUAGAGUGUUGGAUAAGUACACGGAUUGGGAACCUCUGGCCUGUGGGCCAAACUUGGCUCACCAAGUCUUGCCAUUUGGCCCGUGAAACUAUUUUGGGAAAGCCACGCCGACCCCGCCCAAGGAUUCCAGUAGUACAGAUAUCAUAAUGGGGUUGGGUUGGGCAACAGCACCGUGAGAACUAAGCAUGCGUGGGAUGCUGAUAAUUUGUUGAAGAAAAGGAAGCCAAAAACUCUGUGGAGGCAAAGUGGAAUGGAAUAUUGUUGUGGAGGGUAUCCUGGUAUACAUGGUACAGAAGACAACAGAAAGGGCUCUCCACCAGCUUUUAGUCUGAUAAUAUUAUUUUUGCCUGUGUUCUGUAGCUCAGAAGCCUCCACUAGCCUUUGCUCUUAAGAAACAUUGCGACUUCAAUUCUCCUAUAUAAACAAGGUUUCACCUUCACAAAAUCAGUCAAGAACCUUGUUCUAAAUGGAUUUGCCACAUAAUACCUUCUUUUUAAUGGGUUCCCCACCUCUUUGUGCUUGAUGCAAGAUGCAGGUUCUGGGGGUGACCAGUGUCAUACUUAAUAGGAUAGGCCUAAUGCAUUAUUAAAACCUGCUGCUGCUGUAGAGUGAGAACGCUGACCUCUGAACUACUCCUCUUUCCUGUUUUCACCUUCAGAAGAAACCUGCAAAUUAAAUUUCCAGUUCGUUUUAGCUCCUGUAUUUGCACAACCCUCACCAACUUUUUACAAAAAACAAAACACAGAACAAUAGCCACCUUUCUGCACUGACACACAUCAAAGGAGAAUGUCUUCAGUUGCAUACAGGAUAGAACUUGUCAAGCUUUCAGCUGUUAAAUAAGGCAUGUAGGAAAAGCAUUUUACACCAGCCUACCUUAAUUUGUUGGCUUCCACAUGUUUUGAACUACAAUUCCCAUCAGCCCCAUCUAGCAUUACUGAGUUAGCUGGGAAUUUGGGGAGGGCACCAGAUUGGGGAAGGCUGUUCUAUACAGACUACCGUAUUUUUCAAUGUAUAAGAUGCCCCCAUAUAUAAGACGCCCCUUAUUUUGGGGGACUCUAAAUUAAGAAAACACCCCUCAGCACUACCCAUGUAUAAGAUGAGCCCCAAUUUUAAACCUAAUUUUUUGGUUAAAAAAAACCCCUAGUCUUAUACACAGAAAAAUAUGGUAAUAUUCAUAGCAUGAGAAGAUUUGUCUAAUAAUAUUGCUAAGUAAGUGAUUUCUUCUUGAAGUAACUUCACCAUAGCUGUCAACGUUUCCCUUUUUUAAAGGGAAAUUCCCUUAUUCCGAAUAGGAUUCCUCGGAAGGAAAGGGAAAAGUUGACAGCUAUGAACUUUACUUCCCAGAAUUGUUUGUUUGUUAAUUUGCUUAGGAUAUUUAAAUCUUUAUUCUUUUUCGCUUUAUGUUGCAGGUUGUUGCUUUUAUGAACUCUCGAGUUGGCCAGUACUUAGAUGACCAUCCUUUCGUUGCCCUGUCAAUGUUGGUCUUCAUUGCAGCGUCUGCAAUUCCAGUUGCAUUCUUUCUGGUUUUUGUUGUUGCCACAACUGUAAUUGCCUGCAUUGGAGUGAUUGUCAUGGAAGGUAUUCUGUUUUGUUUUGUUUUUAUGCUGUACGCUGGUGGAAUUCCACCCAGGGACUGGUUAUGGCUCAGUGUUAGACCACAUGCUUUGCAUGCAGAAAGUGUGUUUCAGUCUUCAGGUAGGGCUGAAAAUGUCCCCGUCUGAAACUCUGGGUGGCUACUGCAAUGACAGAUGAUGAUGAUGAUGAUAAUUUAUAUCCUGCCCAUCUGGCUGGGUUUCCCCAGCCACUCUGGGCUGCUCCCAACCAAAUAUUAAAAACACAAUACAGCGUUAAACAUUAAAGACUUCCCUAAACAUAUAAUUGCAGAGUUGGAAGGGACCCCAAGUCAUCUAGUCCAACCCUGUGUAACACAGGAAUCACACAGCUAAAGAAUCCCUGGCAGAUAGCUAUCCAACCCCUUGUUUAAAAACCUCCCAUGAAGGAGAUUCCACCACCUUCCAGAGGAUUCUGUUCCACUGUGAAACAUACUUCAACAUACCUGCAUAUCACUGAUGAUUUGUGUUUUGGGAAAUCCCUUCCCACAUGAAAUGUAUAUAUCUUGGAAGUGCUGACUUGAACACUGUGCCAUGUUUAAAAUCUUCUUACUGAAGCGCAGAAUCUUAUAUCUGGGAAGAUAAUUAUAUUGCCAAGAUGUUUCUGGAACCUUGGCUUAUUCUUAUCCUCAGAGGUAAGUGUUUCUACAGUGGUACCUCGGGUUGAGUACUUAAUUUGUUCUGGAGGUCCGUUCUUAACCUGAAACUGCUCUUAACCUGAAGCACCACUUUAGCUAACGGGGCCUCCUGCUGCUGCCGCUCCGCCGGAUCACGAUUUCUGUUCUCAUCCUGAAGCAAAGUUCUUAACCCGAGGUACUAUUUCUGGGUUAGCAGAGUCUGUAACCUGAAGCGUCUGUAACCUGGAGCGUAUGUAACCCGAGGUACCAUUGUAUAUGACUUUCCUCCUCUGUAGUUUUUAAGAUAGGGUCAGCCAGCUCACGGUCCACAGAACGCAUGGAAACAUAAGAACCAUCUGGCUGGAUCAGACCUUGUAGCCAUCUGGUCCACCACUCUGUUCUCACCGUGACCAACUGGGCACCCAUGGGAAGCCUGCAAGCUGAACCUGAAUGCAACAGCACGCUCCCCACCUGCAAUUCACAGAAUCUGGUAUUCAGAGGCAUACUGUCUCCAGCAGUGGGGGUAGAACAUAGCCAUUGUGGCUUGUAGCAUUUUCUGUGUCAGGUUAGGUGAACAAGGUACCAAAAACAGGUUCUUCUGUAGCUGGGUACACAUGGUACUGGCAAACUUCCCUCCCAUAAGGAUAUGUGAGGACAGCAACGUACCUGUGCUACAUAAGAAGUGGAGCUACAUGUACUGGCUUUUUAAAUCCCCCCCCCCCAUUCAGAGAUAAUAAAUUACCUCCUUCCCGAAUGAAAGGUGCACCUGGUAGUCAAGACAUAGGACCUCUGAUACUGCUUUAGACCUGGCAAGAGGCCCCUCUCCAGCAGUCAGAAGAGAAGUCAUCCCAGUUUACUAGAUGAGCAGUUGGGCAUUAUGUUAUGGGCUACUCUUGUAGAACAUGUGGAACUGAUACCUCCACAUAUAAACAUAGAUAUAAAUAUAUGUGAUGGACAUGUGUGGAGGUAUCAGUGUUCUGGGAUCAAACUUUCAAUGAAAUGGAUAAAAUUACUCAACAAUCUUCUUAAUAAAGACCCCAGAGCUUGCUCUACAAAAUUUAGUUUCAGAUGAUAAUGUGAACUUGAGAGAUAACCCCCGAUAGGAUACUUAACCUGAUAACUGCACAUAUGACUACUUCCACUUUUUAGAAGGAUCUUAAAGGAGUUAAUUUAACAGCUUUGUGCAAAAGGAUUUGGCAGAUAGCCCUAAUAGAGAAACGUACAUGUAAACUGAGAAUCAGCUAAAGGAAAUAAACAUAGAAACUUGUUUGUGAAGGACUGGUGAAGCUUUAUCAUAUAUUAGAAAUAUAUUUUACAAUAAAAGGAAAAUCCCUCUGUAUUUGUUUUCUCUUUUUCUGAUUUUUGUUUUCUCUUUUUCUGAAUUUAAAUACUGUAACUCUGCAUUAUGGGAAAAUUGUAUGCACAUAGAAGCCUACUGGAAUUUUUGUUUAUGAUUUUGUUCAGUUAGUUGCGGUCUUGAUUUUGUAAUAGUCUUAAAUUUUUGAUUAGUCAUGUUUGUUAUUCAACUUUAAAAAGAAAGAGAGAGAGAACAAACUGCUUUUUGUUCUUGCAGGUUUUGUAAUCUCGUUGGGAGGACUCACCCUGCUGUGUGUGCUUGGCGGACUGGGCAUGCUAUCACUGGCGGUGUCUGGAGUGCUCAGUGUUUGUUACAUGUCUCUUACUACUCUGCUCAGCUACUGGCCCACUCCAGAGUAAGUGUCCACAGACCCUAUCAUGAGGAAUUGUGUUUCUGAUAUACUGUACUGUAAUAGCAAUUAUAAUUUUGUUAGGGCAGGAGGCAUUUAUUUUAGAAGUCAUUCAGACAGACUUUUCUGUGGGCAGUUGCCUCACCUUGCCUCGUGACUGGGCCAGCCCUGUCCUGGGGGUACUUAAGUUAAACCCAUUAUGUGUGGAGGAAGUGUAAAUGAGCACUCCCAUGGCCCCCAUCUUACCUUUUUUGUGUGUCAUUUGUACGUUGCGCACCCUGCCCAUAUAUAAGUAAUGCUAUUACCAGAUCUGCUUGUGUGUGAAUCUGUACCUGGCAUGCAUGUUUAUGAAAGCAACCCUUGGGGGAUCUUUCCUGGAGAAAACUGUGCUCCAUAGAUGCCAUUGCAGUAGACACAAUUACCUUAGGUAUGCCACUGUUGCCUUGUUUAUUUGGGGAAAUUGGCAAGGAACAACAAAUGCCAAUCUAUGUGAAUAUAAUGUUCAUUUUCAUAAAAAUGGUGGACAGCAAUCAAAAAGGCUUUGCAGCUUGAAGCCCUGGUUCAGAAAGAUAGAAUAGCAAGCUGGUUCAUUGUUAUAAAUUACACAGGCUACCCAAACUAACAUUGCCUGGACCAUAAGUUGAAAUAGUUUCUAUUAAUGAUAUGGAGAUAGCUGGAAAAAACCCCUGUGUGGCAUGUAAGUGAGCAGUAGGGAACUAGACAGAAAGCAGUGGAUACCUGAAUGCACAUGGGGGAAAAACUCAAAUACAAUGAGCAGGGUUUGAGCAAGCACAUUAUUGCUUAUUAAUGCUAUUUAAAGACAUCUUAUUACAUUAAAUAUGGUAGAGAUACUGGGGAAUGGUUAGCUUGCGCACAUCAUCAUUCCUCACAUCCACUGUUGCGAGGAAUCUCCCUGUAGACCAGUUACUAUAGUCAUGCUAUUUGGUGGGGACCUCUGGAGCUUCCCCUGCUAUAAGUUACUUCAGAUACCACUGCCUCCUCUGAUUCCUUGUAACAGCACCAUGCUCAGAGCAGAGCCAAACUAAACACUUAAUUCCCAGGCAUGUACAGAGUUCCAGUUGAACAAUGAUUCUUAGAAAAAGUAGCUGCUCUUAAGCAAUCUCAGGCAACAGUGCUUUGACACACCUCUAAAAGACCUUGAGUAGUCACUACUGGUUUGAAUAGACAGUACUGCACUCAAUGAAGCAAUGGUCUGACAUAAUCUUUCUCCAUAUAGUCAUUCCCAUCUUGCUCUAAUCAUACGUACACUCCAGCUGUCCCUGUUUUCCAGAAAUGCCCCAGGUACAGACCCCUGAUAAAUCAUUAUCUGUAUUUUCCCUCUUGGGGUGCCUUUUCAAAGACAUUAGUCUGCAGGCUUCAGCCCCUCCAUCCUAGGUCUCUAGAAGUGAAAUCUCUUAAGUGUGUGUAACUAAUGCGCACGCACGUAACAGCAUGAGCGUGAACAUAAAGCACACUGCAGGCUGUUCCAUGCUACUAAAGCUCAGCUGGAAACUUGGAUGGAAUUGAAAAGAGGUUUAGACAUAUUCAUGGAGGAUAGGGCUAUCAGGAUGCACUGUAGCAUUCAGAGGCAGUAUGUCCCUCAGUGCCUUCUGCUGGGGAACAAGAGCAGGAGAGAGUGAUGGGUCUCCUACCUUGCUUCAGUUAAGUCCACUGAACAGUAUUUAGCCUUCUGUUCUUCCACAUAACUGAGUAUGUAGUCAAAAGUGAGUCAGAAUGAUUGUAAGGAGAUAGUAACUUCUGUAAGGGCCUAGUCAGAGGUUCUGAAGGCUUGGUAAGAGAGCCUUUAGACAAGGUUGCAUCCUGUAUCUUUUUAAAAAUGGGAUUGCAAUCUUGCACUCAGUACACAGCUAAUGAAGAAGCACUAUGUAAGGGGUUACAUUAUAGUGCCACCAUCAGCCUGCUUUUGUUACUGCUAAGCUGUUUAGGAUUGCAUUUGCUCUUGCAGCAGAGAGGAGAACAGAAUACAGUGGUACCUCAGGUUAAGUACUUAGUUUGUUCUGGAGGUCCGUACUUAACCUGAAACUGUUCUUAACCUGAAGCACCACUUUAGCUAAUGGGGCCUCCUGCUGCCGCCGCACCACCAGAGCACGAUUUCUGUUCUCAUCCUGAAGCAAAGUUCUUAACCUGAAGCACUAUUUCUGGGUUAGCAGAGUCUGUAACCUGAACCGUAUGUGAGCUGAGGUACCACUGUAGUAGUAAUAGCAAUAGUAAUAGUGAUAGUAUAAAUAAAUAAAUAAAUUAUACUCCGCCCACCCCAGCCACUCUGGGCAGCUCCCAACAGAAUAUUAAAAACAUGAUGAAACAUCAAACAUUAAAAACUUCCCUAAACAGGGCUGCCUUCAGAUGUCUUCUAGAAGUCAGAUAGUUGUUUAUUUCCUUGACAUCUGAUGGAAGGGUGUUCCACAGGGCAGGCACCACUACCAAGAAGGCCCUCUGCCUGGUUCCCUGUAACCUCAUUUCUCGCAGUGAGUGAACCGCCAGAAGGCCCUCAGAGCUGGACCUCAGUGUCGGGGCUGAACAGUGGGGUUGGCAAUGCUACUUCAGGUAUACUGGGCUGAGGCUGUACGCUGCUUUAAUCGCACAGUAAAAAACUACAUAUGUAUGUUACCAGUUGCAAUACUCAGUGCAGCUGCCAUGUCAAGAUCUGAACCUUUGGUUUGACCAGCGUUAAGCACCAGAACUCAUGAACUGAAUUACAUGUCAGAUGUACCCCAGUGCUCCUUAUUAAUCUGUUUCUACUUGGUGCUUUGCCUUUAGCCUACUAAGGACAUACAUUCUGCUGUCAUGGUCAUUGCUGCAGAGCCAUCUCUCUUGACAAGGAUACUUCUGCUUACGAAGCCUAAGGCAAUCAUGCCACACAAAUAGGGAAUCAUACCUAAAGUUGAAACUACUUUUCAAAAUGAUACUGCUAAAAUGGCAUUGUCAUCCCUCUCUCGAAGCCAAAAUAGGUGACAUUGUCCUCUAUUGAAAAGCGUUUUGAAGAUCAUUGGGUACAUCUUAGGAGAGACAAUAAUGAGAAUUGUUCUGGAAAUUCUGAAUAAUAAGCAUGCUAACCUAUGGUGCUUGGAUUUGUGUGAGCCAUGAAAUCAGAAAUCUGAAGUGUUGUUUUCCCCUCUCUUCUCUCUCCUUCAGCAGUCUGUCAAAGAAAGAAAUAGCUAACGGAAGCAGGUUUCUGCCCAGCAACCCUCCUGCCUUAGACCAAGAUGAUGCUAAUAAGAAGACUGAAUAAAUUUGACUGGUGCUUCCAAACACUUCCAAGAGCAGCACUUUUUAAAAAAUGCAGAUUUUUGAAGGAAUUGUUACAUUUUCAUGACUACUUGCCUGUCAGAAUGCUCAAGUCUUGGUUUCUGGGAUAGUAGUGAUAAGAACAGUGAAUAAAUUGGAUUGGUGCUUGAAAUUGCAUCCUUCAGUAGCACUUAAAAAAUACAGAGUUUUGAAAGAACUGUUACAUUCUUGAAAUGUUUACCUGUUAGAAUGGUUUAUUGUUUCUGGAACCUGGAGACCAGUUUUCCUUCCGGUUGUCAUAAUGACUGAACUAUCAUUAAAUGUGUUGUCAUGUGCUGGACAACUCAUUCACUAUAGAACAGAGUCCCAUUCUCUUCCCCCAUGUUUAUCUCCCAUGUAGGUCAGUGGAUAUUUUGUGUGAGAGGGAGUACUGCUGGUCUUACAGCUUGUUCAGCUUGGAGCAUGAAACCCUUCUAACUAACAGGAAGUAAAAUUCAACAGUGCUGGUAAUAGUACUUUUUUGAAUGUGGAAAAAGACAUUCAAGCCUUUAAAAAAAUCUUACAACACGCAUUGUGAUAAUUGAGCUAGUACCUUAUCAAAGAUACAGGUGGAAAACAAGUAGUUAAAGGGCGUAUCUCUCUAUGAGUGUGGGUUUUGUUUUUUAAUAGCUUGAGCACUUUUGUUGUGUUUUAAAUUAUUCAGAAGUGAUAUGCUUCUAGUUUGGUCUUUCUCAUGUUUUCCAGAGGUUUGGGGCUUAGCAGAAUACCUGACAGUUACGCAUUGUGCCUUACUUUAUGUGAGUGUUUCAAAAUUAAUGUAUUUCAGACCAGGUGUUUUCAUGCCUGCUCAAACAUUUUUUUUAAUAAUAGCAACACUUUUGCUGUCUUGCCUAACUGGUAAUGCCAUUGUAAGACAUACUUUGCCACUAAACAGCUACUUGUUUAUCCAACUUGUCUCUGUUUGCCU
Molecule: messenger RNA, 14030 nt
Organism: Podarcis lilfordi (Lilford's wall lizard)
Lineage: Eukaryota; Metazoa; Chordata; Lepidosauria; Squamata; Lacertidae
Source: the annotation of a GenBank genome assembly